Messenger RNA from Neltuma alba, 1386 nucleotides. RefSeq lists its product as uncharacterized. The record is from RefSeq and is a predicted model, not a curated record. NCBI's taxonomy places the organism in Eukaryota, Viridiplantae, Streptophyta, Magnoliopsida, Fabales, Fabaceae. Gene Ontology annotation, molecular function: ubiquitin binding. The coding region runs from base 287 to 1099 and encodes 270 amino acids. The transcript has 4 exons.
GUCUAAAUCAAUGGUUGGUGUUACUAGUUGCGCAGCCAUGAAAGAGGAGCAAGGAAUCUUGAAGGAUUGAGGAGGUAUACGGCCAAUCAGACAGUACGGUUCGUUGUACGUCUUCGUUUUUUUACCCCCGAGAAAGCGAGGGAAAAGGGCAACCCAAUUCUUGUUGAUCUCUCUGCGGCUAAUUCAUUAAUUUCUUGGAAGCUCUGAAUCGAAAUUGCAUGAGCAAUUCGGUGGGGGUUGGAGUCGGAGGAUCGGACGCAAAUUGAGCAGACGAGUGCUCCGAAACAUGUCUGCCAUAGUGUGUGGGAAGAGAUCAAACAUAUUCGAAGACCUACCUGCAUCGUCUCCACCUAUUUCUAAGAGGAUUCGUUGUUCGUCUUCCUCCCCUGUUCGAUUCUCUCCCCCGAGGACUUCACCUAAUCUUCCUUCUUCUCAAUCGCUUCUCAUCGACCACCUCAGUGCUUUAUUUCCUGAUAUGGACAAGCAGCUUCUUGAGAAAGCACUUGAAGAGUGUGGCGAUGAUUUGGAUUCUGCUAUCAGAAGUUUAAAUGAGCUUAGGUUAGGAUCUGCCGACAAGUCUGUAGACUCUACUGGGGGCAUAUCUAAUGGAAUAGUGCCCAAUGGUCAACUUCAAUCAGAAGAAAUUGCAGCACCUGAGGACGCUGCAGCUAAACAAAAUUAUCCUAUGGAUGGCGCUGAAUGGGUGGAGCUUUUUGUUAAAGAGAUGAUGAGUGCCUCAAACAUUGAUGAUGCUAAAGCUCGAGCUUCAAGAGCGCUUGAAGUUUUGGAGAAGGCCAUCUGUACAAGAGUUAGUGCGGAGACAGCACAGAUCCAGCAGGAAAAUAUGUUGCUAAAGGAACAAGUCGAAGCCCUUAUCCAAGAAAAUAUAGUUCUGAAGCGGGCAGUGGCGAUACAGCAUGAACGGCAGAAAGAGUACGAUGAUAGGAACCAAGAGUUACAGCAGUUGAAGCAGCUAGUGUCUCAAUAUCAGGAACAAGUUAGGACUUUAGAGGUGAACAACUAUGCCUUGACGAUGCACCUAAAGCAGGCACAACAAAGCAAUUCCAUCCCCGGGCGUUAUCAUCCAGAUGUUUUCUAAUCACCUUGGAUGCGUGUUUCUUGGUUCUUCCCAGAGUCUGAAUAAUCACGAAGAAGCAACAGAGCAAUGAUUUUUGGGAAUUCUUUGUGAAAUGCAUGGAUCUUGUCCCCGCCCUUUUUUGACAUUCCACCCCAUGUUUACCAAUGGAGAUUUACAUUACCCUUUGCUUGUUCUAAAUUUAAUAUUUUCUUAUUGGAAUUUGAAAUAUACAAGUCCAUUGUGGUUGUAUAGUGCUAUUAUGUUUGUGCCAGCAUCCUUGUUAUACAAUAUUCUUCCCUAUCAUCCCA